Molecule: messenger RNA, 3307 nt
Organism: Pygocentrus nattereri (red-bellied piranha)
Lineage: Eukaryota; Metazoa; Chordata; Actinopteri; Characiformes; Serrasalmidae
Gene: prelid1b
Product: PRELI domain containing 1b
Exons: 6
Coding region: 203-820 (205 amino acids)
Biological process (GO): phospholipid transport
Cellular component (GO): mitochondrial intermembrane space
Molecular function (GO): phosphatidic acid transfer activity
Source: RefSeq, a predicted model, not a curated record
UAAAGGCGACAUCAUGGACCCAGCUCGGUUUGAAGGCUCAGAGGACACAGACGCGGCUGUAUCGUUUACAUAACCAGCAAGAUGCCUCUGGGAAACGUGCUGAUAAGCCUUAUACGCCGUCCAUUCCGCAUAUUUGUGCAGUCAGACUGAGUCUGGAGCCCGAGGCACCUGCUGGUUGGGUGCUUCAGCGGUCAUCUCAGUGAUGGGGAAGUAUUUCUUCAACGAGACGGACAUCAGGAGCGCGUGGGAGCAUGUGCUGUGUGCCUUCUGGCAGAGGUACCCCAACCCAUACAGUACUCAUGUUUUGACUGAGGACGUGGUUUUUCGGGAAGUGACUCCAGAUAACUGCCUCCUGUCUCGACGCCUCCUUACAAAGACAAAUCGGCUGCCUCGAUGGGCGGAGCGCAUCUUCCCAGGCAACCUGUCACGUUCUGUUUACAUCAUAGAGGACUCAAUCGUCGACCCCAACAACAGACGCCUCACUACUCUAACCUGGAACUUAAACCACUCAAAAUUAAUGAUGGUGGUGGAACGCUGUGUGUUUCAUGGUGAGCGUGAGAGACCAGUGUGGACUCAUCUCACUAGAGAAGCCUGGAUCUCAUCAGGGGUCUUUGGCUUGUCCAGACCAAUACAGGAGUUUGGUUUGUCCAGGUUCAGAAGUAACCAAAUGAAGGCCAUGAAGGGUCUGGAGCAUGCACUUUCUAAAUUGCACAUAUCAGCAGCUCAGAGUCAUCAUGGUGAUGCACCGAAAGACUCUUCUGAGAAGGCCAAGAACAUGACCUCUCCCUCCAGCUCCCAGAAGCCUCAGGAAUACGUCUGACAAACACGGCCUUCAUCUCCUACAAGCCCCCUAACUAAGAGCCUUCAUAUGGCAGGUCAGGUUUGGAGACACAGGCUGUUAGAAAAGUCAUAUGCAAAGGUUUUGUCACAUUAGAUGCUUCUAAGUGAACAUAAGUUAACACACCCUCUUCGGGGACCUUAAAUAUGGCAUCUUGUGCACAGUGUGAUGCACCGGGUUUUAUUUAUUUGAUUAAUUAAACUUACUGGGAAAUAAAUAAAGCAUACAGUCAACUCCAGACUUAUGAGCAGCCUUCAUGGAAAUGAGUUUUUAUACAUACACACCCGCACACUGGCAGUAAGGGAUAUUUGGGUUUUUUACACUGUGGAUUUUUCCUCUAAUUUUCCUAAAAAUCAUCAUUUGAAAACAUAGUUUCUAGUGAAGAGAAUGGAGACAGUGUUCUGUAAUGCUUCACAAGGUUUGAGAACAGUAGUAGAGGCGUCUUGGUCUGCUCCUCCAUGUAUUUCUUGAUAUCUUGGGUUUUCAUUGUGUAUCGCAAUGAUAACAUCAUGAUAAUGCCCAUCUCUAGUUGCAGCCAUUUCUGGGUGGAUUUCGAUGUGUGUUUGGGAUCGUUAUCUUGCUUAGAAGGUCCAUCCACAGCCAGGCUUCAGCAUUCUUGCAGACUUUGGACUCAAGUCUCCAGGUAUUUAGACUUCAUUACACUUCAGACAUAUUAAAAACAAGACAUUCUGUCCUUAACUGACAGAUCGAUGAGUUUACUUCAGGGCAAGACAUUCUGUGUUAGUUUUAACACAGUGUUAAAAUAUUAAUGUGGCAAUUUAACACAUCUUGUGUUACUUUUAACAAAGAUUAUGUUAGAUUCAAGACUGAACUAAACUAUGUAGUGCUGAAACUGUGAUCUUUGAGUUCCUCGUUGCGUCUUGCAUGGGAAGGGGUGUCUGGGUAGGAUGUACUAAAUGCCGACUUCAACUGACUACUCAUUUUUUACAGUCACCUCCUGAUCUGUGCAGGUCGACAACCUUCCGUAUCAUUUGAGUUGGCAUCUCUUUGGGUUUAUUUAUGUAUAUUUAUGACAGGGAUGUUACAUGUGUGUAACUCAGUUGCAGUCUCUGAACAUUUUUUGUUUCCCUGGAGUGCAAACGAGUUCUAGGAGGAACAUUUUUUUUUUUUUUUUUUUUUAUUGUUUUUUUUUUGUUUGUUUGUUUGUUGAAGGAGACAGUAAGUCUUGAGUUGACUGUAAAUGUAAAAUGUUCCAUAACUUGCACAGGCCAUAGUGUGUUUAUUUUUCAAUAUGUUAAAAUUAGGAAAUAAAGAGUAGUUGUGCAUUACAAUGUUCUGGCUCUGUAGAGGAACUACAAAUCAACAAAACAUUUAAUUUGGCCAAGGGUGUCUGAACUUUUGCAUAUGACUGUGAAUGAUUGUCAGGCUAGAGAUACUGUUUGAGUGAAGAUCUUAAGGUAAGUUAUUAGUAAAUUAAGUCUUGUCUAUAUAGGGAAACUGUUUUUAAGUAAGAGCCAUGGUGUUCAGUAGCUGACAGAAGAUCCACAACUUGGUAACGGUUGAUGAAAGGCCCUGUAGAUGUACCAAAGCACUUUGGCAGUCCAUGCUGGGGCUUUGAACGUGCUACUGUGACUGUUAUUUCUCUCUGAUACAACACUGCUUCAGCCUGCCUGCAUGUACCCUAUAGAAGAGUGAAGGCACAUGCCUUUUAUGAAGUUCUUUUCUUGAGCCCAACUUUGUUAGAUAUUCUCAAACAGCAUGUGAAUCAAUCAGAAAAUAAUAAAUAAAUGAUUGGAAAUGAGCUCUUUGGAGUUGCCAGGUUUUUAGGUCCACCUGCCUACACUGACUGGCCAUUUAGUCAGGCAUUCCUACCAUAAAGAUGCACGUUGUAGGUUUACAGUUACAGGUUGUAGCCCAUCUGCACAAUUGAUCACCCCUUAUGUUCCAGUGUCACUGCUGAACUGAGAACAAAAUCUGGUCAGUGGUGUUCCCAUGGUUGUCUUUUUCCAUUGAUUGAUGAGAUAGAGGAUUAAUGAAUUGUGCAGCAACAAAUGGGCUGGACUGGACGCCUACAAAGUGCAUCUAUACGAUAGGAGUUUCUGUUGAAGUAGCCAGCAAGUGUAGCUACAAGGCAGUAGAACCUAAUAAACUGGGAACUCCAUGUAUUUAGCUGUCUAGAAAGCUGUGAAGUUUAACUGUAUUCCGCAUAUGAAUCCUCAGGGACCGAAUGACUUAAGUUUACUUGAAAUGUAACCUGACUCGCAUGACUCAAGUGAGCAUAACACAUCCUAAUAUAAGAACUGAACUAAUUUAUUCAUUCUUUUUAGCUUUUAGUCUCACAAGCAAUAGAUUUUAAUUUUUGCAUCUGGAACACCUUUUCAUUGAGAAGAAAAGUGUGUCCUUUUAAGAAAUGUGGUAAAGAGUUUGGUAAAAAAUGUGAAUUGUUAUAUUUAUUCUUUAUUUCACAAUGAAGGCUAAUAAAUGAUUUAAUACCACCUUUGAACAUGA